Molecule: messenger RNA, 990 nt
Organism: Saccharomyces eubayanus
Lineage: Eukaryota; Fungi; Ascomycota; Saccharomycetes; Saccharomycetales; Saccharomycetaceae
Gene: SWD2
Product: WD-repeat containing protein SWD2
Exons: 1
Coding region: 1-990 (329 amino acids)
Cellular component (GO): Set1C/COMPASS complex
Molecular function (GO): chromatin binding; protein binding
Source: RefSeq, a predicted model, not a curated record
AUGACUACCAUGCCGAUUAGCAAACCCAAUUUGCUAAAAUUCAAACACGUCAAGAGCUUCCAACCACAAGAAAAGGACUACGGUCCGGUUACUUCAUUGAAUUUCGAUGAUAAUGGCCAGUUUUUACUGACUUCAUCCUCCAACGAUACAAUGCAGCUAUACAGUGCCACAAAUUGCAAAUUCCUGGAUACAAUUGCCUCCAAGAAAUACGGCUGCCAUUCUGCUAUUUUUACACACGCCCAGAACGAAUGUAUCUAUUCAUCCACAAUGAAGAAUUUUGAUAUUAAAUAUCUUAAUCUAGAGACAAAUCAAUAUUUGAGAUAUUUUUCCGGCCACGGUGCCCUAGUGAAUGAUUUGAAGAUGAACCCAAUCAACGAUACUUUCCUGUCGUCAUCAUAUGAUGAAUCUGUAAGACUUUGGGACUUGAAAAUUUCGAAACCACAAGUCAUUAUACCAAGUCUCGUACCAAAUUGCAUUGCAUAUGACCCAAGUGGUCUCGUCUUUGCAUUGGGGAACCCAGAGAAUUUUGAGAUUGGCCUGUACAAUUUGAAAAAAGUCCAAGAGGGACCGUUUUUGAUAAUCAAGAUCAGUGAUUCAACUUUUAAUCAAUGGAACAAACUAGAGUUCUCCAACAACGGAAAAUAUUUACUCGUCGGGUCCUCAAUGGGUAAGCACUUAAUCUUUGAUGCAUUCACUGGCCAACAAUUAUUCGAACUAAUAGGAACAAAGGCCUUCCCCAUGAGAGAGUUUCUGGAUUCCGGAUCAGCUUGCUUUACCCCAGACGGUGAAUUUGUUCUCGGGACAGACUACGAAGGCAAGAUUGCCAUCUGGAACCAUUCUGACUCGAUCAGUAACAAAACUUUAAAACCACAAGGGUUCAUACCCUGUGUUUCCCAUGAGACUUGCCCCAGGUCAAUUGCAUUCAACCCCAAAUACUCCAUGUUCGUUACCGCGGAUGAAACAGUGGAUUUUUACGUUUAUGACGAAUGA